Molecule: messenger RNA, 729 nt
Organism: Striga asiatica
Lineage: Eukaryota; Viridiplantae; Streptophyta; Magnoliopsida; Lamiales; Orobanchaceae
Source: the annotation of a GenBank genome assembly
CCAAAAUGUGCUUUAAAUUCAUAUCCAAAUACAGUUAAAGUCUUGAAGAUUACAAUUUGGGCAGAGUAAAAUGAAACCAGAAGAAGGGCCUAGUCAAGUAAUUAACAGAGACUCAUCAGGGGUGAAGAGAGGUAUUUCUAUUUUAGACCUUGUUUUAAGGAUCUUCGCCAUUUUCGGUACGUUAGGAAGUACAAUUGCGAUGGGAACAACCGACCAGACUCUUCCGUUUUCGACUCAGACAGUGAUUUUCCAGGCUCAAUACAAUGACAUACCGACUUUUAGGUUUUUCGUGAUCGAGAGCGCAAUAGUGUGCGGAUGCCUUGCUAUUUCUCUACCAGCGUCCAUUUAUCAUGUUAUCAGGACAAAGGCAAUAAAGAGUCGGGCCUUGCUGAUUUUCAUUGACACGAUAAUGUUAGCUGUGCUAACAUCAGGCGCUUCGUCAGCAGCAGCUGUAGUGUAUUUAGCACACAAAGGAAAUGCAUCGGCAAAUUGGCUUGCCAUUUGCCGACAGUACCAAAAUUUUUGUGAACGCAUAACGGUAUCCUUGAUUGGCUCGUUUGGCGCUGUCUUAAUCUUGAUUCUAUUGAUCCCUUUAUCGGGCUUUAUCUUAUCUAGGCAAUGGUCUGUAUAAAAGCAAUAAAUCGGUGGUGAUCUACUGAUCCUCUGCUGUAAUUUCCAAUGAACUUAGUUUUACGUCUGAAAUUCAAUAGUUCUCAAUUUGGUUUUAAA